AUGCCGUCGAUGAUGAUAGGGGACAAGUAUGCUCCACUGGAUAGCCUAAAGGGCAGGGGUACCGUACCAACGGAGGACUACUGGUGGGGACUCAGUUCGCUCAACCCGCCUUCAUGGAAUACUGUUGAUGAGUUACAGUUUUACAGCGACAGGAUGCUCACCAAGGCGCAGGUGGAGGAACAUGGCACAAAGGACUCUUGCUGGGUCAUCAUCUCAGGAAAUGUGUACGAUCUGACCGACUUUCUGGAUCAUCACCCCGGCGGCUCAGCCAUUAUCCUUCGAUACGCAGGCCAGGAUGCCACGUCGGCGUAUGAGCCCUUACACCCUCCUGGGACUCUCGAAAGAUAUUUGAGCAAGGAGAACUGUAAAGGUCCAGUGCUUAUCGACCAAGGCAAUGUCAAAGUGGCGAAGAGGAAAUUCAAAGAAGGGGACCCGAUCCCAUUGAUGCUAUGCAUGAAUCUUGACGACUUUGAAAAGGCAGCUCGUGUAUCGAUCCCGGAGCGAGCCUUUGUCUACUUCCACUCGGCGGCGGAAGAUAAAGUGACGUUCUACAGGAAUCAACAGGACUGGUCAAGAAUCUCCCUUCGUCCACGGACGCUUAUUGAUGUGGCCAAGAUAGACCCAAGUCGGCGUAUCAUGGGGUUCCAGAGUUCCCUGCCGUUUUUCAUCGCACCAGCUGCAAUGGCGCGUCUAGCUCAUCCUGACGGAGAGCUUUGCCUUGUCCGCGCCGCAAUCAAAUACGGAAUCCCAUACUGCGUGAGCACCUAUUCGUCUGUUCCGCACGAAGAGCUCGCAAGCCAUGUACAGCCAGACACACCUACAGUGCUGUUCUUCCAGCUUUAUGUCGCAAAGGAGAGAUCACGGACCGAGGCGCUGAUUCGGAACGCGAAGAGACUCGGGUUUAAAGGGCUGCUCGUUACGGUCGACACUGCCGUAGGAGGGAAAAGGGAAGAGGAUGAGCUGUUCCAAGCACAAAUAGCAUACGAGGCCGGCGACGACGACGUUCCUCGUCCAUUCUACGCAAGCCCGGGAGAAGAUGCACCUGUUCUACGCGGCGCUCACUCGUCGACGCUCAACUGGCGCGAUCUCGAAUGGAUCCGUCAAGAGUGGGGUGAUGCCGGCCCGAUUUACCUCAAGGGCAUCCAAUGUGCCGAAGACGCAGAAGCGGCGCUGCGUGCAAACGUGCACGGUAUCUAUCUCAGCAACCACGGAGGACGGCAACUCGACUCUGGGUCUAGCGCCCUCCGGACGUUGUUGGAGAUCAGGACAUUCUGCCCGCACGUCCUGGAAAGGCUGGAGGUUUAUCUUGACGGUGGCGUUCGUCGGGGGAGCGAUGUGAUCAAGGCUCUGUGUCUGGGUGCCACUGCCGUCGGACUGGGUAGGCCAUUCAUGUACGCUCUUGGGGCAUAUGGUACGGAUGGUGUCGUGAAAGCCAUCCAAAGUAAGUCACAGUCUCAAGCCUACCUGGUUGAAUUUUCAGCUAACAGUUUAUCCUCCCUAGUCUUGAGUGACGAGAUAGAGAGCACCAUGAGGUUGAUGGGCGUCACUGCCUUGGACCAGCUCACUCCGGACCAUGUCAAUGCAAGACAACUCGAGAAUGAAUUGCCUCGCCGACUACUCGGCUUUGAGGCCAAAAGCAGAUUAUGA
Messenger RNA from Fonsecaea monophora, 1647 nucleotides. RefSeq lists its product as hypothetical. The transcript is spliced from 4 exons. Gene Ontology annotation, molecular function: heme binding; oxidoreductase activity. The record is from RefSeq and is a predicted model, not a curated record. Lineage: Eukaryota; Fungi; Ascomycota; Eurotiomycetes; Chaetothyriales; Herpotrichiellaceae. The coding region runs from base 1 to 1647 and encodes 548 amino acids.